CUUCUGUAUGUCUAUGUGGCCCAGCCCAUAACCAAGUUUUUCUCUAUUGAGUAUUGAUUCCCUCUCUCUUUCUCGGCCAUUCUCGCGCUCUCUUUUCUCUGUUUCUGAGUUUCAUCUCUGUGUCAGCAUGGGUAUCAAGGGUUUGACGAAGCUGUUGGCGGAUAAUGCGCCCAAAGCCAUGAAGGAGCAGAAGUUCGAAAGUUAUUUCGGUCGCAAGAUCGCCAUUGAUGCCAGCAUGAGCAUCUACCAGUUUCUCAUUGUAGUGGGGAGAAUUGGCACUGAAACACUCACCAACGAGGCUGGCGAAGUCACAAGUCAUCUGCAGGGUAUGUUCAACAGGACAAUAAGAUUGUUAGAGGCUGGAAUCAAACCAGUGUAUGUUUUUGAUGGUCAGCCACCUGAUCUUAAGAAGCAAGAACUAGCAAAGAGGUACUCAAAGAGGGAAGAUGCUAGCAAGGAGUUGACAGCAGCUAUAGAGGAUGGAGAUAAGGAGGGUAUUGAGAAGUACAGCAAAAGGACUGUGAAGGUCACAAGGCAACAUAAUGAAGACUGCAAACGACUUCUAAGACUAAUGGGUGUGCCUGUAAUUGAGGCUCCUGGUGAAGCAGAAGCAGAGUGUGCAGCAUUAUGUAAAAAUGAAAAGGUAUAUGCUGUUGCGUCAGAAGAUAUGGAUUCACUAACCUUUGGAGCCCCAAAAUUUCUUCGUCAUUUAAUGGAUCCAAGCUCAAGAAAAAUCCCUGUUAUGGAAUUCGAAGUUUUGAAAGUGCUGGAGGAGCUAAAUCUCACCAUGGAUCAAUUUAUUGACUUGUGCAUUCUUUCUGGAUGUGACUACUGUGACAGUAUUAAAGGUAUCGGUGGACAAACAGCACUGAAGCUUAUUCGCCAGCAUGGUUCUAUAGAAACUAUGUUGGAGAACAUAAACAAAGAAAGAUACCCAAUACCUGAGGAUUGGCCAUAUCAAGAGGCAAGGCGAUUAUUUAAAGAACCUCUUGUGUCUACAGAACCACCAGAACUCAAGUGGUCUGCACCUGAAGAAGAGGGCAUUGUGAACUUUCUAGUGAAUGAGAAUGGUUUUAACAAUGAUCGAGUGACAAAGGCAAUAGAAAAGAUCAAAGCAGCCAAGAAUAAAUCCUCCCAAGGCCGAUUGGAGUCCUUUUUCAAACCAUCGGCGAGUUCCUCUAUGCCUAUUAAACGGAAGGAAACAGAAGACAAGGCAGCAAAAGGAACUGCACACAAUGGUAAGGGUGCAAACAAGAAGCCAAAGACCGGUGGUGGGAAGAAAAAAUAGAUGUCAAGGUGCGCGUGACAUAUGCUGACCAGUUAGAAUGUGAUUCUAGUUCAGGCCUUCUCUUUGUGCAAUACAUGUUAAUGAGUCAGGCUGUGUCUUCUUGAAGUUGAACAGUUAGUCUUGUUAUUUGUCAAUGUUUGCGUUGCCUAUGAAUGAAUAUGAACGAAGGAAUGAGAUGUUUGGUUUUUUUUUUUGGA
Molecule: messenger RNA, 1485 nt
Organism: Dioscorea cayenensis subsp. rotundata (Guinea yam)
Lineage: Eukaryota; Viridiplantae; Streptophyta; Magnoliopsida; Dioscoreales; Dioscoreaceae
Product: flap endonuclease 1
Exons: 17
Coding region: 128-1288 (386 amino acids)
Molecular function (GO): 5'-flap endonuclease activity; DNA binding; 5'-3' exonuclease activity
Source: RefSeq, a predicted model, not a curated record